AUGCAGUUCUCAACUCUCACAUCCCUCGUCGUCGCCUCUGCGGCCAUCUCACAGGCCGCUGCACUUCCCACCGUGCAGGAGAACAGUCUGAUCCCUCUAUCCGACACACUCAAGACGAGCCAUCCUGAAGCUUACGCCGCGUUCAUGUCGGCGCCCUUCAUUAACCUCGAUUCGACCAACGAGAAGCGCCAGGAAGUUCCCGUAGAUGGACAGCCCAACUCUACGCGCCCUAUUGUCACGCCCAAGAACAUCUUUGUUCUGCAAUGCUCCGACGCUGGUUUCCGUGGAGACUGUCUUUCCUGGGGGGCGCCUCCUGGCAGGUGUGUGAACUAUUCUAGCUUCAACAAGACUCAGGAGUUCCUGAACCAGUACGACAAUCAAACCAGCUCGCUGAGCACAAACACCGGUGGCCUGUGCCAGUUCUACAAGUUUGCCGAUUGCAACAACAAGGGAGACGAUCGCGGGGUGACUCUCUCUUACAACUACAACCUGGGUGAGGCUACCGAUGAUUACUCUGGAGACUACGACGACCAGAUCAGCUCUUCGGCUUUGUUCACCGCCGCGACCAUCAUCGUCCCUAGCGUCCAGGCCGUCGACACACUCGUGGAUGUCGGGUACGCCAAAUUCCAGGGCGCCGUGACCAAUGCAGACCUGGGCGUAACGACCUGGAAGGGCAUCCAAUUCGGCGCACCGCCCGUCGGAGACUUGCGUUUUGCUGCCCCCGCCGACCCGGUCCAGACCGGUACCGUCAACGCUACCGCCCACGGCCCCAUCUGCCCUCCGCAGCAACCCACCGACUGGACCGUCACCGGCACCUAUGAGCGCUUCACCGUCGCCGAGGACUGUCUUUACUUGGCUGUGACAGCUCCUUCCGACGCAAGCGUUGACUCGAAACUUCCUGUCGUCUUCUUCAUCCAGGGUGGAGGUUUCGGCUCCAACUCGAACGCCAACUGGGAUGCCAGCGAGAUAGCAUCCGAGGGCGUCAUUGUCGUGCAGACCAACUACCGUGUUGGUAUGUAUGGCUUCUUGCAGAGCGAGGAGGUCCGCGCUGGCGGUAGCCUCAACGCUGGUAUCAAGGACAUGAUCAAGGCUCUCGAAUGGGUCCAGACCAACAUCGCGAAGUUCGGUGGAAACCCGGAGCAGGUUGUUCUCGAUGGUGUCAGCGCCGGUGGCUCUGCUGUCGGUCUGCUGAUGGCUGCCAAUACUGGCGGCAAGAAACUUUUCGCCGGAGGCAUUGCUGAGUCUGGUGGCUGGGUUACUAUGAGAACCAUGGAGCAGGGUCAAGGUCAGUUCGACUGCCUCGUCAAGGAGAAGAACUGCACAGGCUCUGCCGACUCUCUGGCUUGCCUACGUGCUCUGAACGAGUCUGAAGUUCGUUCUUCCAGCUGCUGGUUCAACCCUGGUAUCGACGGCGAGCUCUUCACCGACAGCAUGGUCAAUCUCUUCGAGGCCGGAAACUACACUAAAGUCCCAACCAUCUGGGGCUCUUGUGCCAACGAGGGAACCAAGUACUCCGCGCCGCAGUCCACCAACUCCACAGAGGAGGCAAACACAUGGCUUCUCGGUCAGGACCCGUCCCUCUCCAACAGUUCUCUCGCGGUUCUGGAUGACCUCUACAUCGACGUCCCCCAACCCGUCUUCCCCGAGUCCGGAAUCAAGUGGCGCCAAGCCGCCAACGCCAUUGCGGAUAUCGGCACGCAUUGCAUCGUCCGCAACAUCCAGAACUACCUCGCCCGCGACGAGGUGACCACCUACAACUACAGAUACGGUGUGCUCGACCCCAAGGACGAGGCCGACGGCUUCGGCGCGUACCACACGGUCAACACGUACGCGUUCUGGGGACCCAACCGCACUGACGGCUCCGCUCCCUCGUCGUACUUCAACACCAAUGCCCCUGUCGUCUCGCAAUUCAGGAAGUACUGGGUCUCUUUCAUCCGAAACCUGGACCCCAACACUGAUCGCGAGAAGGGUGCCGCGGAAUGGAGGGCCUUCACUGGCCCUGAGGGCCGCGAGAGGCUGUUUGUGCAGACGAACAACACUCGGAUGGAGAAGAUGAGCUCUGCUCAGGCUCUGAGAUGCGACGUUGUGAGACCCAUGUCGAACAACUUGGGCAAGCCUGUUGACAGCGGCGUCGUCACGGAGCUUGAUGCUGCACUGGCGGCAGGUCUCAAUGGGACCACUGAGGACACCACCUUCGGCAAGAAGAGGCAUGCCAGACAGUUCUCUCGGUACUUCUAA
Molecule: messenger RNA, 2238 nt
Organism: Colletotrichum karsti
Lineage: Eukaryota; Fungi; Ascomycota; Sordariomycetes; Glomerellales; Glomerellaceae
Product: carboxylesterase
Exons: 4
Coding region: 1-2238 (745 amino acids)
Source: RefSeq, a predicted model, not a curated record